GAAAUCUGAGACUGAGGAAAGAACCCACGAGACCCCAAAAGGAAAGGAAAUACAUCACAAGACCCACCGCGGCUGCACCGCUACCGCUACCGCCCCACUCUGAAACCACCGCGAGCGAUGGAGGAGGAGGAAGGCGGAGGGCCGAGGCUGAGCAAGAGGUUCUCCGACAAGGACGGAGAAGUGGACUACAAGACCAAGGCCGGCACCGCCUGGUCUCACUCUUUCCUCAACCAGAAGCCCUGGCACCCUCUCUCUUACCCCAACCAGCGCCGAAAGUGGAUCGCCGAGCAGACCCACUCCCAGAAGGAACGCCGCGCCGAAGAGAUUUCCCGAGAGUAUGCUCAAGAACAGGAUUUUUUCCGUCAGACUGCUCUUGUCUCCAAGAAGGAGAAAGAAAAGUUGGAGAUGAUGAAAGCUGUUAGUUUUAUGUAUGUUCGACCGCCCGGCUACAAUCCGGAAAGCGCUAAAGCUGCUGAGGUAGAAGAUGAGAGGAAAAAGCAGGAGCAAGUUGGCACUUCUCAGAGCCCAACUGCAGAGGGCGCUUCAGAUUCAAAGAAGCCCGAGUCUAUGCCUCCUAUUGAAGAGAAAAAGAAACCGAGGCCAAAAGAUGUCUUUGGCCGUCUCUUACCAACAGAAGAACAAUUCGAAGUCCUCAAGAAUGCUCCAAGACUGGAAACAGGUGCCCCUGCAAGGGUCAAACCUUUUGCAAUUGAGAUACGCAAUGUCAAAUGUGUACGAUGCGGAAACUUUGGUCAUCAAAGUGGUGAUCGUGAAUGCCCAUUAAAAGAUGCUAUCAUGCCAAAUGAAGAGAGUCGAUUGAAAAGAGACGACCCUUUAACAGCUAUCCAAGCUCAGACCGAGUCAAGUGAGCCUUUAAAGUGGGAACUCAAACAAAAACCCGGGUUGAGUCCUCCUCGAGGCGGGUUCAGACCCGAUGAUCCCAACCAGCAGAUAGUUGCAGAGGACAUAUUUGAUGAAUAUGGAGGGUUCCUCUCGACGGACAAUAUUCCUGACCUGCUGUCCAACUUCUCAAGCAAAACGAAGAAGAAAAAAUCCAGUAAGAGUAAACACAGGAGGAGGGCCUCACCAGCCUCCAGUGAUUCACGCUGCCAUGAAGAAACCGAGUCUUCUUCUGAUGAUGAUAGAAGAAGAAGAUCGAAGAAGAGACAUAAAAAGAAGUCACGAAAGCAUUCCGAGUCAAGCUCAUCAUCAGAGGGCUCCGACUCUGACAGGCAUCGAAAGAGAAGUACCAAACGGAGGCACUCUCGCCCUAGUUCAUCUCGCUACUCAGAUUCAGCCGGGAAACAUAAGAGGAGAGAUCACCACCACCACCACCACCACCACCACCACAGGCGCCACCGUGAUCAUCAUUCUGAUUCUUUAUCAGAAUGACAUGCAUUACAAUUUCAUGUGCAAUAUGCAAAAAAUGGCAUUGAUUAGGCCAUUGGAUUGGCUAAUAGUGUGUUACAUCUUACUAGUAGUUCUUAAAAACAUGGG
Messenger RNA from Ipomoea nil (Japanese morning glory), 1497 nucleotides. RefSeq lists its product as uncharacterized. NCBI's taxonomy places the organism in Eukaryota, Viridiplantae, Streptophyta, Magnoliopsida, Solanales, Convolvulaceae. The transcript has 7 exons. The record is from RefSeq and is a predicted model, not a curated record. Gene Ontology annotation, molecular function: transcription corepressor activity. Bases 118 to 1392 code for a protein of 424 amino acids. Gene Ontology annotation, biological process: negative regulation of DNA-templated transcription. Gene Ontology annotation, cellular component: nucleus.